This is a messenger RNA of Rhagoletis zephyria (snowberry fruit fly), 1534 nucleotides long. RefSeq names its product inner nuclear membrane protein Man1-like. Lineage: Eukaryota; Metazoa; Arthropoda; Insecta; Diptera; Tephritidae. Gene Ontology annotation, molecular function: chromatin DNA binding. Gene Ontology annotation, biological process: negative regulation of BMP signaling pathway; nuclear envelope organization. The record is from RefSeq and is a predicted model, not a curated record.
GAAUGGCUAAAAACCUUAAACAAAUUUAUUUUAAGUACUAAUGUCUCUCAAAAAUUUGGAGGAACUCACUGAUGUUGAACUGCAUCGGAAGCUGCUUGAAUACGAUUUCCCAAAUGUCCCCAUAACGGAAACUAGCCGUGGUUUUUUGGUAAAAAAACUUCAAAACCAUCUGAAAAAUUUGAAAAGUCGGAAACUUUUAACAAAUAACUGUGUGACAUUACGAGCCAGGCAAGAACUGGAAAACUUUGUUGCCCAAGCAAAUGACUGGAGUCGCCACAGCAUAGGCGCUGAGUCACGAAUUAGAGACGCCACAACAUUCGCAGCUUCGGAACAAUCCGUGAGCGAUGGAGACGAUAUUCGGAGGGAAGAUCAAUUACACCAAACAAUUUCGAACUCCUUACAUAGUCAAAACAGAAGAAUUCGUGCCAUGUCAUCAAACGAACCAGUUUCCACUUCAAGUACUGACAGUCCGAGUGAUUAUUUCUCUAUGAUUUGGAGAGUUUUGGGUUUGCAAGAAAACUAUACCAACUGUGUUUGGUGGGGCUUUACGAUUUUUUUCAUCUACAUCGCAUUUAUAUAUAUGACAAAAACUACUGAUAUGGCGAAAUAUAUAAACGAAGGUAAUACUCACUACGUAACCUGCGAUACAAAAGAUCCAGCGGGUCCUUUGCUACGGCCACCUUUUGUAUGCAUUGAAAAAGAACGUCUAGAACCAGCUUUGGCAAUCGUGCGGAAUCUGAUUAAGCAGCUACGUAGUCGCACCGAACGCCAUUAUUGUUACGAUCAGACACAACCGGAAGCUAUGACUGUGACCGAGUUCGUAAGAUCAAUGCUAGAAGAGGGUCACACGGUCGAUGUGCGAAACAUCAAAGAUGCGCAAUAUCUAAUUACUUGCAAUCCGCAAUGGAAGCUCGAUAUGGUCGAUCACAGAGGAACGCCAACAAUUUUCAAUGGAGUAGACAAGAUACUCUCUGACGAAAAUACAUUUUUUAUUCUGAAGCAGCUGCAUUUACCUAUUAAGUGUUUAGUAUUGCUUAAGGCACAUCGGCUGCUGAGUUUCGUUGGCAAUGUGACCCUUCUUAUGUGUGUGGUGUUGAUGCUGUACCUUUUGUACCGCUAUAUGCGUGGCAUUCAAGAACAACACCGCCGAGAUGUGCAAAAUCUGAUUCAAAGCAUUGUUGAGGAGCUGCAGCAGCGUGCUUCUGAUAGUGACAGUGUUAGCGAACAUGAAGUGAUUGUGAAUCAUUUGCGAGAUGAGCUUAUACCUGUGAGUACACGGAAGUGUAAGCUUAAAUUGUGGAAUGAGGCUUUGAGAGAUCUGGAAGAAAAUUAUAGUCAGAUCAGAUUUGAUGUGACGGUACGUUGUGGCGAGGAGUUUCGCACAAUGCGUUGGAUGGACAAUACCACGCAAUCAACUAAUGGGCGUAUAGGCGAAGACGGGGAAAGUUCAACUGAAGUGGAAACCAGCUGUUAAAUCUAUAAACGUGUGCUGAAGUGUUUUUAUUUGAAGCUUAUCAGAAAUAUGUAUACUGAA